Messenger RNA from Manihot esculenta (cassava), 1096 nucleotides. Its product is annotated as probable acetyltransferase NATA1-like. The coding region runs from base 231 to 929 and encodes 232 amino acids. The transcript has a single exon. Gene Ontology annotation, molecular function: N-acetyltransferase activity. The record is from RefSeq and is a predicted model, not a curated record. NCBI's taxonomy places the organism in Eukaryota, Viridiplantae, Streptophyta, Magnoliopsida, Malpighiales, Euphorbiaceae.
GUAAUUUAUUUUGUAGAGCAACAAUUGGGAGAAUACAUUAUUUUAACCUUAUUUUUUUAAUAGAAUAGAAAAAUACAAAAGACAAAUGAAGAAUUAAUAUUUAUGUGGACAAAUUUACCCUUGUAAUCCUCUACUUCCGUGUGUACUCCCAACUAUAAAGCCCCACCCCCACUUGAAACCCCUCCACUAGUCUGGAAGACUCAUCGUUCUCCGCAUUCCCCGACAUAAAGAUGGCAGCAGCUGCUCCACCUCCUCCACCAACCCCUGCACCGGAUGCUCCCACCGGCCUCCCUGACUCCGACUGCACCCCCGUUGGCCACCCUCUCUUCUUAAGGAUCCGUCUCGCAACCCCCGCUGAUGUCUCCCACAUCCACAAAAUGAUCCACCAAAUGGCUGUCUUCGAGCGCCUCACUCAUCAAUUUGUUGCCACCGAAUCCUCCCUCUCCGCCACCCUCUUUAACAAUCCACCGUUCCAAUCGUUCACUAUCUUCCUUCUGGAGGUUUCCCCCAACCCUCUUCCCAAUAUAGUCUCCCCAAACUUCAUGCCCAUUGAGCGUAUAAUCCACUUCGACCUCCCUGUCAUUGAUCCAGAAGCCGAAAAUUUCAAAAGUGGAGGCAACGAUGUUGUGGUAGCUGGGUUCGUCCUCUUCUUCCCUAACUACUCAACUUUUUUAGCCAAACCAGGGUUGUAUGUGGAAGAUCUGUUCGUGAGGGAGUGUUACAGGAGGAAAGGAAUGGGGAAGAUGCUUCUGUCGGCGGUGGCUGCUCAGGCGGUGAAAAUGGGGUAUGGGAGAGUGGAGUGGACGGUGCUUGAUUGGAAUGUAAAUGCUAUUAAAUUUUAUGAGGAAAUGGGUGCUAAAAUCUUGACAGAGUGGAGGAUUUGCAGGUUGACUGGUGAAUCUCUUGAGGCUUAUCGUGAUGCCAUUUGAGGAUUAGGUUUGAAUUCUGCAAGUUAAAUUUCAUGUCUUAUGGAAAUUCUUGCUUUGAAUUAGAUUAGAUUUCUUUAGAAAUGUUUAUUUUCUUUAGUUUUUGUGUGGCUGUUCUGUUUUGGCUAAUAUCAGAAGAGAGAAAUGAUAUGGUUUUUCUUUUUCCUCCA